UUGAGCAGCUAAGCGUGGGCAAGCAAGGUAUUUGUCACAGCUGCUAACCAGCGGGGUGGAUUAAGCCCAUGAGCCGGGGCCCAUGCAGAACGGGGAGGUUAUGAGCCCGCAUGACUCCAAGGCAUCGGGGCACGAGACCAUGGAGGACCACAAGGCCCCUUGUCAGAAUCAGGGAUGCGCGGAGCCCACAGCUCCUCUGCUUCCUCCGCCGUCGCCGCCGCCAGCAGGGCCGCCGGAGUACCCGAGACCCAGGCUCGUCUUCCACACCCAGCUGGCUCACGGGAGCCCGACAGGGCGCAUUCACGGAUUCACCAAUGUCAAGGAACUGUAUGCCAAGAUAGCGGAGGUGUUCAACAUCUCUCCAUCAGAGAUCCUUUUCUGUACCUUAAACUCUCAUAAAGUGGACAUGCAGAAACUGCUGGGAGGACAAAUUGGACUGGAGGACUUCAUCUUUGCUCACGUCAGAGGGGAGACAAAAGAAGUGGAGGUGACGAAGACCGAGGAUGCGUUGGGUCUCACCAUAACAGAUAAUGGAGCUGGCUAUGCUUUCAUCAAGAGAAUAAAAGAAGGCAGCACCAUUGACCGACUGAAGGCAGUAUGCGUCGGUGACCACAUUGAAGCCAUUAAUGACCAGAGCAUCGUGGGAUGUCGACACUAUGAGGUCGCCAAGAUGCUAAAGGAGCAACCGAGAGGCCAUCCUUUCACCCUUCGCCUUGUGGAGCCCAAGAAAGCCUUUGACAUGAUUGGAAUGAGGACUAAAGCGCCAAAGUCCAAUGAGGGCAAGCUAGUGAACGGAAGAGAGACUCUCCGGCUUCGCUCCAAGGGCGCCGCUACAGUUCAGGAAGUGAAUGAGUUUGAGGAACAGGCCACAAGGAAAGUGGAUGAUCUGUUGGAGAGCUAUAUGGGAAUCAGAGACCUGGAGCUGGCGACCACCAUAGUGGAAGCAGGCAAGGACAAGAAGAACCCUGACGACUUUGCUGAGGCCCUGGAUUCCGUUCUGGGAGAUUUUGCUUUUCCUGAUGUGUUUUUGUUUGAUGUUUGGGGAGCUAUUGGAGACGUUAAAAAUGGCAGAAUUUAGUCAUUAACAUAGCUGAGGGUAUUAUGUCUGUAAAUUCCCGUUAUACAAAAAGCAACAGCAAAUGCAGUUGUUUUGAUGUUAGCCCUUGGUUUGUCUUGUUGUCACUCUCUUACAUUAUAACAACAAGGACAUCCAUUUUCUUUUCCACCAUCUUCCUUUGGACUUUUGAACGUGCCCCUAAUGGAUCCUCAUAUUAAUGACAAUAAACACAAAUUACGGACAACUCCGGAGAACUUUUAAAUUCCCCUGUACUUUUUCUUUGUAUUAAGAUCAAAGCUUCCAAAAUGUCCAAGGCCCUACACACAUAGACCAUAUUGUAAAUACGCUUUCAACGAGACUAAUAUAAAGACAGUGAACAUUUGGUAACCACCUGGGAAUCUAACAAUUUAAAUAAGCACCAGGAAACUAAUAUUUGCCAGAUGAAAACCUGCGGGGCACAACAAGAGGCAAAUGUUAUUGGGUAACUUCAAAGGUAGGCACUGAUGUGUUUGAGGUCAGUCAACAAAGAAUACACAUUUGCCCUUUCCCCGAUGAGGAGGGAUCAUUAAUGUGCCUGGUUGUGUAAUCCUGCAUGUAAAAAAAAAAAAAAAAAACAUACCUGAUGUGGGUUGUUUUCAGGCUGGGUUCUUGGGUUCCUUCAAGGACAAUAUUAUAGCGUGGGUUGGGCAGCUGUCUUCUAUCUAAAGAGUGGUUCUGCAUUUGUCGAUGUUGAACUUUUUUCAACACAUAUGCUUGCCGGACUAAAAGAAGAGCUACACAAUAAAAUGAUUGCAUCUGAGAAUGAUUUUCUUUUUCGCAAAAAUACAUGGUAGACAACUUUGGACAUAAUUAAACCAGUCCUGUGGAGUGUGACUAAGAAGAUCUUGAAAAUAAAGUAUCUGCUCAGACGUUAAUCCAACACAUCAUGGGAAAAAUAUAAUACCAAGGGGCAAAUGCCCAGCUAAAUGACCCAGCUCUGCAAAACAGAUUAUCCGUCAUGAUCGGCCAAACAGGAACUCCAGCAUUUACUUCCCAUGGCAAAAUUAGAUCAAAGGGGUAUGUGCAUCCAUUUAAUCUCGAGUGUAUGGAAAAAAAGUCUUGCAUUUACU
Fundulus heteroclitus (mummichog) is the source of this 2166-nucleotide messenger RNA. It is a transcript of the gene gipc3, whose product is annotated as GIPC PDZ domain containing family, member 3. The record is from RefSeq and is a predicted model, not a curated record. Bases 83 to 1078 code for a protein of 331 amino acids. NCBI's taxonomy places the organism in Eukaryota, Metazoa, Chordata, Actinopteri, Cyprinodontiformes, Fundulidae. The transcript is spliced from 6 exons. Gene Ontology annotation, molecular function: protein binding.